UUGCAAGAAGGUCAAGUCAUCUGUAACACAACUCUCAUAGGCUUUGAAGUUUACAAAUUAAAGGGCAAGGAUAGAGGCACAGAUGAGGAGCGGAGCGGCGGCGCGUUGGUGCUCCGCUAUCGGCCGCUAGAUGUGAGCGGGCUGAGCCGCGGUGCAUGUACGCGGCGGCGGGCGGCGCGUCGCUCGCGGGCCGAAAGGCGCGCCAACACGGCCGCCAGCCCGCGCCGCCGAGCCCAAGCCACAGCCCCGUCCACCCAGCGCCAACCGGCGUUCGAGCCUACUCAUGCCAGCACUGGGAAUCCCGCCUCCAGGCUCCGACCAGACCGACCACACUCGACCAACACUCGCCAUGCGAACUCGUCGAGUGUUGGUUAUCCAAGUGACAAAAGUAGGCCGGCCAUGAAACAGAGACAUCUAUCGGAGAGUGUUCGGUGGCAGGUGUUGAAGAAUCAGAGACUGCGACUCGACGUGCGGAACGAGACUUGA
Molecule: messenger RNA, 486 nt
Organism: Danaus chrysippus (African queen)
Lineage: Eukaryota; Metazoa; Arthropoda; Insecta; Lepidoptera; Nymphalidae
Source: the annotation of a GenBank genome assembly